Messenger RNA from Salvia miltiorrhiza (redroot sage), 613 nucleotides. RefSeq names its product 14 kDa proline-rich protein DC2.15-like. Lineage: Eukaryota; Viridiplantae; Streptophyta; Magnoliopsida; Lamiales; Lamiaceae. The record is from RefSeq and is a predicted model, not a curated record. The transcript has a single exon. Bases 64 to 444 code for a protein of 126 amino acids.
UUCAUCAAAAAUCAAGCAAAUUAAUAAACCCUUCAUUAACCAGUUUGCUAGAACGAGCUAGGCAUGGCCACUAAGAGAUUCACUUCACUUGCUCUAUUCCUCUUGCUCAACCUCAUCUUCUUCUCCUUGGCCACUGCUUGGACUCCGCCGAGCCCUAAACCGAAGCCGGAACCAAGCAACGGUGACUCAUGCCCUAGAGAUGCCCUAAAACUCGGCAUCUGCGCUGACUUGCUCGGCGGCCUUCUCAACGUGACGAUCGGGACACCUCCCAAAACCCCAUGCUGCAGCCUCAUCGACGGGCUAGUCGACCUCGAGGCCGCAGUCUGCCUCUGCACUGCGAUUAAGGCUAGCAUUUUGGGAAUUAACCUUAAUGUUCCCCUCUCUCUCAGCUUGCUUCUUAAUGUGUGCAGCAAGAAAGUGCCUAAGGACUUCGUCUGCGCUUGAGAAGCCAAAUUAGUUUGUUUGGUUUUUUAAUUAGUGCUUGUGUAAGUGUUGUUGCGCGUGGUGUUAAUUAUUAUCGUUGUGCUUGUUUGGAUUGUAAGUUUGUGGUUGAUAUAUGGUGAUUGGUGUGAGGAGUCUUCAGUAAAAGUAAUUAUUGUGAUUUCGUGGCCUA